Molecule: messenger RNA, 931 nt
Organism: Carlito syrichta (Philippine tarsier)
Lineage: Eukaryota; Metazoa; Chordata; Mammalia; Primates; Tarsiidae
Gene: MITD1
Product: microtubule interacting and trafficking domain containing 1
Exons: 7
Coding region: 73-822 (249 amino acids)
Biological process (GO): midbody abscission
Cellular component (GO): midbody
Source: RefSeq, a predicted model, not a curated record
GACCACUUCCCGGAAGCGAGGCAGAUUCGCGAAACUUGGCCUCGAUUGAGGCCGAGGGGAGUUCGCCAAAUCAUGGCCAAGUCCGGAAUGGGGCAGGAUCCCGAGAGUCCAGCAGCAGUCAAGGUGUUAAAGCGGGCAGUGGAACUAGAUUCGGAGUCCCGGUAUCCGCAGGCCCUGGUGUGUUACCAAGAGGGGAUUGAUCUGCUCCUGCAGGUUAUGAAAGGCACCAAUGAUCAUACUAAGAGAUGUAAUCUCAGAGAAAAAAUAACCCGCUACAUGGAAAGAGCAGAAAACAUAAAGAAAUACUUGGAUCAAGAAAAAGAAGAUGGAAAAUAUCACAAACAAAUUAAAAUAGAAGAGAAUGCAACAGGCUUCAGUUAUGAGUCACUUUUUCAAGAAUAUCUUAAUGAGACAGUUACAGAAGUUUGGAUAGAAGAUCCUUAUAUUAGACAUACUCAUCAGCUGUAUAACUUUCUUCGAUUUUGUGAGAUGCUUAUUAAGAAACCAUGUAAAGUAAAAACUAUUCACCUUCUCACCUCUCUGGAUAAAGGCAUUGAGAGAGAGCAGCAAAAUAGGGGCCUGAAAGAAAUAAAAGAGUCACUCAGGAAUUAUGGAGUGCUGUUGGAAAUAGAAUACUCUUCUUCAAUACAUGACCGAGAAAUUAGGUUCAACAAUGGAUGGAUGAUUAAGAUCGGAAGGGGACUUGAUUAUUUUAAGAAACCACAGGGUCAUUUUUCCCUUGGAUACUGUGAUUUUGAUUUAAGACCAUGUCAUGAAACAACAGUGGAUAUUUUUCAUAACAAGCAUACAAAGAAAAUAUGAUGGGUAGUAAUCUAAUGUAUAUUAUAUAUUUUUACUGUGAAUAUUAGAUACUUUUUGAACAGAUAAUUUUUAUAAUGUGUGACUUUAACAAUAAAUAUAUAUUUCUACU